CUCCUCCUCUACACCUCCUCUACCUGUUGGAGGAAGUGAACGUCAUCCUGUCUCCUGAUCUUCAUUCUGCUUUCACUCCACUCAGAGACGCCACUGAGGAGCUUUUAACCAGUGACUGUAUGUGUUUGUUUCUUGCUGUUUGAUUCUGAAUGGAGCUAAAACUCACUCAGUGGGUUGAAGGGCUACGGUGGCUGAUUCUCCACUGAGCUGCUCUGAUCAUUACAGACGUCCUGAAAGUGAAAGUGGAGUUUGGACUGAAGGAGCCAUUACAGAGAAACAGCACAGCAGCAGUUGGAGGAAAUGGCUGCUAGAAACCCUCUUUCAGAAGAAGAGCUUUCAUGUGUUGUGUGCUGUGACAUCUUCAGGGAUCCUGUUCUACUGUCGUGCAGCCACAGUGUGUGUAAAACCUGCCUGCAGAAGUUCUGGGAAACUAAGGGGUCUCGAGAAUGUCCAGUUUGUAGAAGAAGAUCCUCAAGGGAACUUCCUCCCAGUAACCUUGUACUGAAGAACGUGUGUGAGGCUCUUCUGGAGAGCAGGAGUCAGAGAUCUUCAGCAGGGUCUGAGGGGCUCUGUGUUCUGCACAAUGAGAAACUGAAACUCUUCUGUCUGGAUGAUCAGCAGCCUGUGUGUGUGGUGUGUCAGACUUCAAAGAAACACAGAAAUCACAAAUUUUGUCCAGUAGAUGAAGCUGUGACUGAGUUUAAGGAUAAACUCCAGUCUGCUUUGGAGCCUCUACAUGAGAAUCUGAGAGUCUUAGAGGAAGCUAAACGAGACUAUGACCAAACAGCCGCCCACAUUAAGACGCAGGCCCAGCACACAGAGAGGCAGAUAAAGGAGGAGUUUGAGAAGCUUCACCAGUUUCUAAGAGAUGAAGAAGCAGCAAGGAUAGCUGCACUGAAGGAGGAAGAGGAGCAGAAGAGUCAGAUGAUGAGGAGGAAGAUUGAAGAGAUGAAUAGAGAAAUCUCAGCUCUUUCAUACACAAUCAGGAACAUAGAGAAGGAGAUGGAGGCUGAGGACGUUCUGUUCUUACAGUCCACAGAGAAACAAGCUCAGCUCACACCAAAGGAUCCAGAGAAGACAUCAGGAGCUCUGAUCAAUGUUGGGAAGCACCUUUCCAGCCUGAAGUUCAGAGUGUGGGAGAACAUGCAGGAGGUUCUCCAGUACACCCCUGUUACUCUGGACCCCAACACUGCACAUCCAGACCUCCACCUGUCUGAUGAUCUCACUGCUGUAGAAAAGAGAGACCAGAGAUCAUCACUUCCAGAUAAUCCAGAGAGAUUUGAUGACGGCUGGUCUGUUCUGGGUUCUGAGGGUUUUAACUCAGGGAUUCACUGCUGGGACGUCCAGGUUGGAGACAGUCAUUACUGGGAACUGGGUGUGAUCACAGAGUCUAGAACAAGAAAAGGAAUCUCUUUCUGUGGUUCAGUGUGGAGGCUGAACUACAAUAAAAGCAGUAAUACAAUCUGGAUUCGCUGUCCAGGACAGUCAGGUCACUCCUUCACACCUAAAGAGAAGCUGCAGAGGGUCAGAGUUCAGCUGGAAUGGGACAGGGGGAAAGUGACCUUCACUGAUCUUCUAACCAACACACACCUGCACACUAUAACACACACUUUCACUCAGAGAGUUUUACCGUAUUUCUGGAAUGCGUCUGUUCAUCCUCUGAGGAUCUUACCAGUGAAGACGUCAGUAACAGUGGAGCAGCACAGUUAAAGCUGAAGCUGCUUAGAAUGAACAUUUAUAAGGUAGUGAGUGUCUGAAUUAUGAUCAUAAGAAUAUGUCACUGCAUGUAUAUUUUAAAUAAUGUGUUUGUACCGCUCCAUCCUGACAUGUCUGAGUGAAAUAAAAUGCUGGUUUAAAGUGUCA
This is a messenger RNA of Pygocentrus nattereri (red-bellied piranha), 1863 nucleotides long. Its product is annotated as tripartite motif-containing protein 35-like. The transcript is spliced from 7 exons. Bases 301 to 1710 code for a protein of 469 amino acids. Gene Ontology annotation, molecular function: zinc ion binding. The record is from RefSeq and is a predicted model, not a curated record. Lineage: Eukaryota; Metazoa; Chordata; Actinopteri; Characiformes; Serrasalmidae.